Messenger RNA from Scheffersomyces amazonensis, 3482 nucleotides. It is a transcript of the gene MSN5, whose product is annotated as karyopherin. The transcript has a single exon. Gene Ontology annotation, cellular component: nucleus; RNA nuclear export complex; cytoplasm. Gene Ontology annotation, biological process: RNA export from nucleus; protein export from nucleus. Gene Ontology annotation, molecular function: nuclear export signal receptor activity; RNA binding. The record is from RefSeq and is a predicted model, not a curated record. Lineage: Eukaryota; Fungi; Ascomycota; Pichiomycetes; Serinales; Debaryomycetaceae. Bases 61 to 3285 code for a protein of 1074 amino acids.
UCUGGUUCUGGUUCUGGUUCUGGUCCAUCCCCUUCAGAUCUUGAAGAUGGUUGGGCAAAUAUGGAUCAUGAACUUUGGAAAUUAUGGAAUAAUAAUUUUGCUACACGAGAAUUAUCAAUUAUAAUUAUUCGAACAUUAUUUGAAGAUAUUUAUUUAUUGGAUGAUCCAAUUGCUUCUAAAAGAACCGUUUUAUUAAAUCAAUUAAGUGUACUUAUUAUAACUCCAUCAAAUGUUAUUGAUAAUAUUUAUGAAAGAAAUCCUCAUGUUUUAAUAUGUAAAGCAAUACCUGAAGGUUGGUUUUCAAUUUGGAGUAAAUUUUUAAUUGAUAUAUUAUCAAAUAAUGAUGUUAAAAGUAAUACUUGUCAAAUAUUUGUUCCUAAAAUUUUAUCAACUUUUAAAACUUGUUUACAUUGGAUUCAACCAACCGUAUUAAGAUCAGAAAAUAUAAUGCAAACAUUAAUUAAUAUACUUACUUUACCUGAUAUAAAAUUAAAAACUUUAGCAGUUGAUUGUUUACAUAUACUUUUUACAAGAAAUUAUAUUAAUCUGGAAGAUUUUGAAUUUUUUAUUGGAUCUAUUUUUACAACUGAAGGUAUAAGUAAAUUAAGUGAAUUUUAUUUAUCAUUAGAAUUAGAUCCUGAAGAUAUUGAUGAACAACUUUAUUCAUUAUUAAAGAAAACAGUUGAAAUGAUUGUUUCAUUAAGUGAAUAUCUUAAUUUAUCAUCAAAAAAUAAAGUAUCAUGGGAAAAUUCUGAUGUUGAUUCAUAUUUAAGAUUAGUUUUAACAACCACAAAUCAUGCAAGUUUAAUAAUAAGUGGAUUAUCAUUACAAAUGUGGGUAACUAUAUUAAGAUUUGAUGAAUUAAGUUCAAAAGAUGCUAUAUUAAAAAUUUUAUUGGAUUUAUUAGAAAUUGCUGCUAAUAGAACCAUAAAUUAUAAUAAUGAUGAAGAUAAUAUUUCUAAAAAAUUUCUUGAUGUUGAUUUUGAUAGUCCACCUGAUGCAUUAUCAUUUUUACUGAAUUAUAGAAAAUUUAAUGAAGAUAUUGUAAGAAUAACUAUAUGUAAAAAACCUGAAGAAGGAUUAAGAUGGUUAGAAAAUCGAUUAGAAUUAUUUUUUAGUUCUAAAGUAGGUAAUCAAUGUAUUACUGAAUAUAAAUUAGAUGAAAAAUCUUUAGCAUUUAAUUAUGGUACAUCACAAUUUAAUAUAAUUGAAAAUUGUAUUAGAGGAAUUUCAAGAUGGAGAAUUUGGUAUAAUGGAGAAGAUUUUGAUAUUGUAAAUGAUCAAUUAAAUAAAUUAGUUGAAGGAUUAGGUGAAAGAUUAUUAGCUAUGAAUCUUGCCUCUCCAUUAUUAAUUAGAAAACAAGUUCAAACUUUAGUACAAUUUGCUCCAUUAUUAAAAGAUGUUAGUCCAUUAAUGUUUCAAGUAUUAGAAAAAAUUUUAACUACCGCAACUUUUGAAUAUCCUGAUAAUAUAAAUGAUGAAGAAAAAGAAUUAAUUCGAGAUUUAAGAACAAGUUGUGGUACAGAAUUAAAUCGUUUAGCAUAUAUUAUGCCAGAAUCACUUAAAAAAAUUUUUAAUGAUUUAGAAAAUGUAGUUGCAAAUAUUUUAUCUUCAAAAAAAGUUACUGAUCAUGAAAAUGUUGCAUUUAAAUCAUUUUUAUUAGUAAUUGCUUCAAGAUCAAGUAUUAAUGAUAAAGAUGAAUUAUUUGCUAAAAUAGUUGAUCCAGAAUUAUCAGCUUGGUCAGCUCCAGAAACUGAAAAGGGUUUAAUGGAUUUACAUUGGUUUAUGGAAAGAAUGGGAAUAGUUGAAAUUGCAUCAUAUUUUCAAAAACGUGGUAUAACUGCCACCACUAAUCUUUUAGAAGCAAAAAUGGAUGAAGAAGGUCGAUUAUUAAAGAAUAGAUUAAAAGAUCAUUGGUCAUCAAUUUUCCCUAUACGAGCCACGAGAAUUUUUAUACAAUAUAGUAUAGAAAAAUUAAGUCAUGAUUCACCAGAAUAUCUUAAUUUAUUAAAAUUAUGGAAACCAAGAGUUAGACCAAUAAUUCCUCAUAUUCUUCAAUUAUUAACUCAAAUUCAAGCUUAUCAUAAUCCAGAAAAUUGGAAAGAUUUACCUGAUGCUGUACAAGCAUUUGUAAGAUAUAGUUGUAUGGAAAGAUUUUGGCAACAAGGAGUUUCAAUUCAAUCAAAGGAAACUUUUAUUGAAGAAAAUGUUAAAGCAGCAUUAACUUUAAGAGAUUUUGCUGAUUCUGUUGGACAUUUAAUAAGAUAUACUCGAGAAUAUGCCUUUUUAACUAUUGGAUCUUUAUCACAAUUAGAAGAUACUUUAUAUGAAAUUCCAAAUAUUGCUACUAUGUUUUGGAAAGCUGUUGCAGGUGAUACUCUGGGAGUUACUUUACAUAGUUGGAAACAUAUGAUUAAUAGUAGUUUAAGAAGUGUUAUUAAAUUUUGUCCAGUUAAAUAUGUUGAUGUAUUUAUGGCUGAAUUAUUACCAAAAGCAUUUAUUGAUAUUGAUAAAUUAAUAGUUAGUAGAUGGGAAAAAGUUUAUCAAAAUGGAUUAAAAUUACAAGGUAAUGAAGACGAUGAAACAUUAUCAGAAGAAAUGAUGGAAGAACAUAUGUUAAGACAAUUAACUGCCACAGUAGUUCGAUUUUUAAUGGAUGUUGUAAGUCAAUAUAAUGCUAAAUCAAUAACUGAUACUCAAUUUGCAUGUCGAAGAUUAAUAAUUGAAAAUAAAGAAGUUAUGGCACCAUUUUUACAAAUUUGUUGUCAUAUAAUUAUGUUUAAAGAUACCAAAUGUUCAUUUAAUACAAUAUUAGUUGUAAGAAAUGUUUUACUGGAAAUUUUAUUAAAAGAUGAUGAAGUUGAUAUUUAUUUAUGUGAUAAUUUAAUGAAAGCAUUAUUACAAGUUUUAAUGGAUGAUUAUUUUAUUGAAACUCAUGGAGAAGCAGCUGUGGCAUUUACUACAUUAUAUUGUAGUUUAAGAUCAAAGAAUGAUUAUCCAGCUCGAGUUAUGAUACAAUUUUUACCAAAUAUAACUACUCAACAUGUUAGUACUUUUGAAGGAUUAUUAGUUAGUAGUAAAUCUUUAAGACAUCAAAGAGCAGCAGUAUUAGAAUUAAUUAGAAUUGCAAAAGAAACUUCUGAAGAAUCUGAUGAAUUAGAUAAACGUAAGAAGCAACUUGAAUCUGCAGGAUCAGCAAUAAAGAAAAAGUCAACUGGAAUAGAUAUGAUGAAUGAUCCAUUUACUGAAAAUGCUCCUUUAGAUAAUUUAUUUGGAGAAGCUUAGGGUAAUGUAUAAUUGUAAUAAGUUUAAUGUAUUUAGUCGUAUUGAUUGGUGGUGUAGACUGUAGUAGUAUGCUGUUAGGAUACUGUAGUAGGAUACUGUAGUAAGUAUAGAAUAGUAUACGGUAGUACUCUACAGUGUAAUGCAGUAGAGUAUUGGGGAAUAGUACAGUAUACAAAGUGUAUAGUAUAGCAGUGUGG